CCCUGUAUCAAAUUGCACAAACGGACCACGUAGCUAACUAUCCUUUCGCAGGCCAACUCCGAGCUCGAGCAGCUCCGCGCCGCAAACGCAAGCCUGCAGGAAGAGAAGGCCUCUCUAGUCCCCAAGAGUGAUCUUGAGGCGAAGAACGAGGAAAUCGCCAAGCUCAACUCCGAGAAAGCAGCAGCAGAUGCCGCCUAUGCCGAAGAGAAGGGGACACUCGUUCCCAAGGCUGAAGUCGAAGCCAAGGAGGCCAUCAUUGCCACCCUCACCACCGAGAAGAACGAAGCUGUCGACUCCCUCAAUCAGGCGAAGGAGCAGCUGGACAGCCAGUUGGCUACGCUCCAGCAAGAGCUGGAUGCCGCGAAGACCAGCCACAGCGAAGCUGUCCAAAAGCUAUCAAGCAAGGACCAGGAGUACACCAAGUUGCAGGAAGAUCACGCUGCUCGUGGUGUCGAAAGCGAUGGUCACAAGACCCGCAUUUCGGAGUUGGAAGCCUCAAUUGCAAGCCUUGAAUCGGCCAAGGGUGAUGUUUCCGGCGAAAUCGCAACACUGCAAAAGUCUGUCGCUGAGAAGGAGGAGGCUUUGACUUCAAAGCUCGCCGAACUCGAAGCUGCGCAGAAGGAAGCCGCCGCCCAGGCUUCUGAGCUUGCCAGCGCCACCCAGGCACACGAGGCGAC
Messenger RNA from Paraphaeosphaeria sporulosa, 677 nucleotides. RefSeq lists its product as uncharacterized. The transcript is spliced from 2 exons. The coding region runs from base 188 to 586 and encodes 132 amino acids. The record is from RefSeq and is a predicted model, not a curated record. Lineage: Eukaryota; Fungi; Ascomycota; Dothideomycetes; Pleosporales; Didymosphaeriaceae.